GUCUACAGUGUAGCGUGGGCAGGGGGGUUCCAAUCCACGGGAGUGUCUUUGACUCAGCCGAAGCAGCCCCUCUCGCCGGCUCUGUGUAGCAGGGAUCUUUAAUGCUGUCGGGUGACGCUUCCGCUCUCAGGCUGCCCGUCAGCUGAGAGGCGUUGGCCAAAGGACAAUGGGUCGCUGCUCGUGCCUUUAACCGGCCACUGAGGUCGGUCUGCAACUUGAAAUUCUUUCAUCGCUGUCAUCAAUUGGCACCUCGACAGAAGCUGUUGCCUCGCAAGUAGCUUGGUGUCUAAUGGACUACGUCUGGACACAAAUUCACCCACCUACGGAGAAAUACCAGAUGCAUCGCUGAUGGUUAACGGCACAUCCCUCUCAAAUGUACCUGCAGCCUGUGGCCACCUUCGCUAUAAUUACCUGCUAUGAUGGCCCCUUAGAGCACGGGCUCCACCUCGCAGGACUAUUUGGACAUGACUCCUAAUUAGCCCGCUGCAGCGGAGUGCACCGCCCCCGGCGUAUCAUGACGGAUCCAGGUCAACAUGCGUGCAGUGUUUACAAGCAGGGCGACGCAGCGUCAUAUCAACAAGAGAUGGGCCGCGGCCAUGCCGGCCCCCCUCCGAGUUUCAGCGCCACUCUGGACGACGGCGCCUUUACCAGGGACCCGUCGGCCACUGCAUCGGCAACAUCGGCGGCGGCGGCUGCGGCAGUUGCGGCAGGAUACACGCACCAGCGGGAAGCCAUCAUUCGACCGCAGCAGGCGCGGAAGUUCGGGCUCGUGCCGGGCGGUGGUAGUGGCGGCAGCGGCGCAGGCUCAAGGCUCACGUCGGGAUGCCAAGAGAUGAAGGGAUGGGGAGUGAGCCGCUCGCCCGCACGCUCGCCCAGCGGCAAGCACAGGGGGCGGGAGAAGUUCAAGCGCUUCGGCAAGGGGGGUCGGCCCAGCUCGUACGGAACCAAGGGGAGCCUCACCAUCGGCAUCGCUUACCCACAGCAGAAGUCCGCGUCCCAGCCACAGAGGAUUCGUGACGCGGGCGAAGGCGCUGCGCAGUCGCACGAGGACAGCGACGGGAAGGGCCUCCUCCUCUCCUCUCCGCCGGCGUUCGUAAAACGGGCCCAGCACUUUCAGCAGGAGAAUGACACCUGCUAUGGGACUUCAGCUGAUGCUGGGCUGCAGCAGCAGCAGCAGUUGCAAUUACCAAUAGCACAAAUGCAGCAAACGCAUCAUUUUUAUCGCCCGUCUUCAGGCCAGAACUUUGGGGUGCAGUCUUGCGGACAGUCUCUGUUGAAUCACGCCGCGGACAAGCAUUUCGCAAUGAAACCUCGAACAAAUGAAGGCGACGUCCUGCAUACGCACGGCCAGGAGAAGUAUUUAAACAAUGUCCAAAAUCAAUGCGCGGCGAGCCUCCAGCAAGUCCUGGCGUCCGAUCCAUCGUUUCUCCUUGCCGACGACGCGAUCUGCAGCUACAAAUCGAACGCUACUAUUCACGCGCAAAAACGUUUCAGCAGUGCGACUCUCGUGAAGCCAAACCAUAACUACCAGCAACACAGCCGGGGAAACAGCCACCACUUGCAUUCACAGCAACAAGCACCCACGAACGCUUGCGACUCACAAAUCUCUUUAGCGACAAGUCCCGUGACUUGUACAGAUAGCGCGGCACUGGAGAGCAGCCCCGCGGAGCAUGACCUGUGGCACAUGCAGAGGUCCCAGACCCCCGGUGUUCACGUGGCAACAGUGUACGUAGGGCCCCCUCUGUGGAAGGGCAGCACAGGUGGAUCUGCUUCUCAUCCCCUGCCUCAAAGACAAUCGAUCAUUGAACUCAAGAACCCGCAGCUGACUAUGGCAAACGGAUCUCAGGCUAUGAAGACGACUACUGCUCGGGCAAAUGUGAAUGGUGCAUCGCAGGACUUCGCAUCUUACCAGGAAAUGUCGUUUUUAGCGAUGGAUCCACAUGGCAAUGAGCCGCCCGAAAUUCUGCACCAUCAACACAUGUCCAAGUACGACGUUCUGCCUCCCUACACGAGGCCAAACGUGCACCACGCCAACAGCUUAGCGGGUCUGCCACUCAGGACAGACUCGGCGAACCAAAUUUGCAAGCAGCAGGUGUUCGUCCCCCCUUCUUCCACUUCCAGAAAAGACAACAAGCAGUGGGCACACCCUACAAACUAUGGACUUUCAAAGCCGCACAACAACCACAAGGUAUCGGACGUUUUUAAACAUUACUCUGCCGCCGUCGACAUCGCGUCCAUAACCAACCAACAGCUACCGUGGAUGCUGUGCGACGAGGCACACCCGCCGCCCUCGUCCAAGAACAGCGUCUCCUACAGCCUCGCCGACCUGCCCGCCUACCCGGCCACGCUCGAGCUCUCCCCGGGCAUGCCCGCCAUGUCCUGGUUUUCAUCUCCCGCGCCGGGCGCAGACGACGGCUGCCCGCCGUCGCCCGCGGAGUUCAACCUGAAGCAGCCGCCGUCCGGCUACGAGUGGCGUGUGCCGACGUUCGACGGCAGCGGGGGGUCGUCCAACUUUCCCGACAGCUGCGCGAGCGGAGCGGACAUCGCACGUGUGCUCGACCUGCAGCCCCCCUACGGCGGCGGGCAGGUGGGCGAGGCGGGCGACUCUUCGAGCGAGUGGCCCGGAGCGGAGCACCCGCUGCUGAAGGCGCCAGGCGGCUCGGCCGAAGAGUCGGAGGACUCCGCGCAGCAGAAGCUGCUGAGCUCGCUGAGCAGCGCCAACCUGGACCAGCUCAACGUGCUGCUCAAGUGCAAGCAGUGCGACAAGCAGUUCAGCACCGUCGGAGCGUGCCUCCACCACAGGCAGUUCUGCUCGACGUCCGCCAACGCAGCGGCGGUCGCGCACAGGGCGUCUCAUCCGCGGAGCGAUGAGGCGGAGCAAAGCAUGAUGGGAGCGCCGCACUGCCGGCCGCAUGAAAGUCUCCAAACUCUUCACAGGACCAAUAAGUUUGGCACGAUCGCAAACAGGCUGUCAAUUCACGACGGCGACAAAGAUGUCGGGGCCGGCAGGCUCAAUGGCCUGUCGCUGGAUGGCAGCAGUUUCUGCUCUCCAGCACCCAGCGAAAUUGAGAUUGAAGAAGCAAAGCUCGACAGCUUGAUCUUGGAGACCUUGAACUGCCUGAGCUACCAGCUUGAUGGCAGCGACAUUGAGAACAGCUUUGUGGAGGCAUUCGUCGAUGAGAUUAUGCCGGGCAAGCAGCACGUGGAGAAGCAGAUGGUUGUGGAAGGUCUUUCAGAAAUGUCCCUGCCUCCACCAGUGGAAUGUGACAGUGCCAAUAUGCAAGUGCCAAGUGUUCCCAAAGUCGGUGCAAGCCCUGCGAAAGGAAAAGAUAUGAAUAAGCUCAAAAUAGAAACCCUCAAGCAAAAGAGAAAACCGAAAAAAUCAGGCUCCAAGCAACACCAAUCGAUUGACCAGCCGACAAGGAGAGCGGGACAACGGGAUGCAGGCGGCAGCGCGGAAUCCUGUACGGAGCCUUCCGGCAACGUGUCCUACAAGUGGUCUUCUCCAAACAAGCACAAGGGUUACAGGGUCUCAUCACUACACGGAGCACGGCAUGAUGGCCAGAAUUCCGAGAAAGAUUAUUGCGACACGGGCUGUGCAAAUGAUUUGAAGGUACACAGGAGCGCAGGAUCAUCGGUGGCCAUUUCGAAAGAUGACAGAACGCAACCGAUUCCCGUCAGGCAUUCGAAAAAACAUCCGAUUAAGGGUACGAACAACAAGAAGAGGCCUCCUCUUGGCGUUCCUGUGAACGGAUUGUUGCACGCGCCAGAGCCCGCACCGCCGAGAGCACACGCAGCGUUUAAGCGUAGCGAGUCGUUGCUGAAGGACCCGGCGACUUCAGAGUGCAGCACAAAGAAAACCCGAGAGAGUGAGUACGACUUUGUGUCCGAUUCCGAGGAAGAGUUGUUUGCGGAAAAGAAUGCGUUGCACAGAAUAAAAACCAAGAGGACUUUAGCGCUCGGGGACAAUCACAGAUCGGCGAAAGAUGUUAAUCAAGUGAACCGAAAAUAUAGCAUUUCCAAGAAUGGCAGUGAGAGCGAGAGCAAUGUUUUCCACAGUGUGGACGAUUCAGAAAGUGACCUUCACAGUCCCAGCAAGGCAUGCGAGACAUCUAUUGAGCAGAUUGGUGCGCGUAAAUGUAUCACCGAUUCUGACGGCAAUAAUGAAAAUGGACAAGUCAGUCGGCGGUGCUAUGACAGUGAUGAAACGGGCGGUCGGAGGCAAAAGAUUUUUCCGAGCUCUGUCGAAGAAGCUUCCAUUUCAACAUUAACUGCCACUGAGGGCGAUGUGAGUUUGAGAAAUCUGAGAACGUGCUUUGGAAAUGAGGCAGGCGCUCACGGAGCGCCCGCGCAAGAUAAAGGUUUUAUGCCCGGACAAGGAGCGAUGCAAAUUAAUGACGCAGAGAAUGAUGAAUCUGCAGCGGAUUGUUACGAGGCUAGUAAUGCACGCACCGGUGAAAAGGCCAAUGUCCCAGCGUCAAGCCGGAAGCCCAGUGCCAAAGAUGUUAAUUGCGAGGGAACUCAAGAUGGGUCUCAGGUUAAUUCUUGCCCUGACACCUCAAUGUGGUUAAACAAAUCGGAGAAUGACAAUCCUUCUGUUUGGGCCGUGGCCAAACUUGCUCCUAACGAUGAGACGGGAGCAAAAGUGCAGGAGAGUUUAGAGGCAUUGGGCAAGGACAAUGAUGUACCGUUCAUCCAGUUGGAGAAUUUUUUCACAGACGGUGUUGAUCGAGACAGCAAAUUACAAGAGCGUGACCCGGUACAUUUGGAGCAUUUAGAUAGGAUCACUUCUGAAGUGAGUGUUUCCAGGUCUACCCCGUAUAUGUCUCGCUUGCCAGUUUCAUCGCAACACACGCGUGAUGGUGGCACUGGCGCAGGCGAUCACAGUAAAGAGCUGAGCCACCGGCAAUCAACCGUGAAUUUCGAUGAGCCACACACCAAAGAGACCUCGGAAGUACCUCACGACGACAGAUGGGACUUUGACACGGAAAACAUCCUCUCGGACUUGCAGCUUCCUGAAUUUGAUUGCACGCUCUUUCCCGAGAUAGCAAAUGAAAAGUCACUUCUCUUAGCGGAAGAGCACGUCGCCGACAGGGAUCUUGAUAAUCAAAGAGAAUUUGAGAACUUUGUCUCAUUUGUCACUGACAAGGCCUGCAUGGGCUUGUGCGACCAGGUAACCUUGACGGACGACCAACAAAACGAUAACGGACCGCUAGCUUUUGCCAAAUUGUGCGCUGACAGUGAAACAACCCACCAAAGUAUUGACGCGAGUGCGUCGGUGAGCGUGAGCGAAUCGGAUCCGCCCGCCGCGUGUUCGGAAAGCGGCGAUGGCCCUCUGUGCGAUUUCGAUAUCUCCGCGACAACAGCAGCCCCGUCGCGCGUGACGCCGAUUUCGGAGACCGGCGGCGUUAAUCUUCACUCCUCGGCAGCUCAGGUGGACGCAAACGGCGAAGGCCUUCCGCCCGGCAUGGCCGAGGCACUUAGCGUGCCACCACCCAGCGCCGAUGUCGCUGGAGCCGAUCCUCUAGAGAUGCGAGAAAUCAGCGCUGCGAUGCACGACAGCUGCACGGGGGGCUUAAUGGACGCGUUUGAAAACCACUCCGAUGCGGACAACUUCCACCCCGACGGCAACGAGCACUUUUUCGGGGGAAAUGACGCCACGGGUUUUUCCAUCUUCGGCGAAAUCUCCUCGCUGUCCGUCGCGGCGUGCGGCGACGGCGGUGCGGACUCUGAUGGCGCAGAAAGGUUGCACGCCGACGCAAACCAAACCGUGUCGAGCCCCAACCAACAUUUCCCGAAAUAUUUCCUGAACGAACUGCCGGUCAUUAAUGUGGUCGAUGAUGCGCCUGACAAUAAUCAACGGGCGGACGGUUUCCUGAAAUUGGAUGGGGACAUGAACGAAUGUGAACUCGCGUUGGACAACGCGGAGGGUUCAAGCGGGCGGACGGCAGAAUCGCACGAGGUGAGCGGUGGCGCCCACGACUGCAGGGGCGUUAACUUUGAUUUGCCGGUCCCCGAAGAGCAAUCACUCACGUGUGAAACACAACACCAGCAACAGCAGCAGCAGCAACAGCAGCAUCAACUAAAUGAGCUCACAAGCAACGGGGCGACGUUUGCAGUUAAAAUGAACGAAGCCUUGGCAGACAUUCCCUGCAAUGACGAUGAAAUGUUGAGCCCUCCACCGAUAGCGCAGGAUGCGCGCUCUGAUUUUUCGUCACAGAGCGUGCCCAUUUCGGAGGAGGGAAAACAAGUGCACGCUUGCCAGCGGAUUACGGUGACGCAGCCGGUGCAGCAGCUUGAGGAAGGAGCGACAUCAGAGGGAGGCUGGCACUCUAAAUCCCUUCACUCUGCAGGCCACUUGACCUCUGAACAGCCGGGCUUGAAUAACACCAGGAAGAGACAAGAAAAUGAAAGUGCCCUUUCAGAGCUCUUCUUAGAGGCAGCUGUCGAAGCCAGCACAGGUACGAGCGAAAGCCCGUUCACUGGAGCGAACACGCGCGAUGGUCGGGGCGCGGCAGACACCUCGCCGUGCGCGUCCGAUUCGCCGGCAGCAAUUCCGCUCGGCACGGACGGCGGGUCCUGGGAGUCGAGCGACGCGUUAGCAAACGCUGCCACCGAUUGCCAGCCCCGUAGCGGCGUGACGGGGGCCAGCGAACAACGGGACGCGGCGGGUGAAGCGGGUGGGGCGAAGGGACGGGCCGAAUGCUGCGCCGCGACACUUGAAGAGCUUGAAAACGCGAAAGGUUCGCCGGGAGAAAUUUAUCUAUGUGGGAAAGGUACGAGCUGCCGAGAGACAGAAAAUCAAACGGAGCCACUCGACACACGAGGAUCUGAUGGCCAUCUCGGAGAAUCUCCCAGCAAGCCCGCAGAGCGGUACUCGAUCGCGAGGGCUGGAAACGAACUUUGUAGCUCAUCGGAUUCUUCCAGCAUGAAUAAAUAUUCAGAUUGUGUGUCGCCGGGUGCCCAGCACGAAUCUGAUGAGCGCGACACUUGCCAGACAUCUGGUGAAGAGCCCCAGGAAUCUCCGACUAAUGUGGCGGAUAAUGACUUCCUAAAAUGUCUGCUACCGGCAGCUUUCUGUGGCACUGUAUCCGAUAGCAGGGACUGUGAAAUGCAUGGAGGGGAGUGCAAUCAAAAAGGAGGAAUAAAUAUGAAGGAGGACGCAUUUGAUGGUCGCGAUGAAGGUAACGAUUUUUCAGAGAUGAUCUUGCCAAAGUUCACGUCGUGCGCAUCGAAAAGUGAGAGUGAAAAAAGCCCCAUAAAUGCUUGUGAAACUCAAUCGGGCGAGUCUGGGACGUCUGAGCAAAUGUUUGAAAUCUACGGCAACCCAUUUGCAUCAACGCCAUAUUCCCCAACUUCUGGGGCUGCAGAGAUAUCAGCUGAACAUCUCCAGCAGAGCGUGGGGUGUGGAGUGCAGGAGGUUUUUGGAAAAGGCGACGAUAGCAAAGAAAAUCCUGGCCCAGAUACCGAAAAUUGCUUUCAGGUCAGCACUUCAAACAUGGACCACAGAGAUGAUUUCAAAGAUAAUGACGAUAAUGAUAAGAAGACGAUCAUUGAAACUAUGUCAAAACCAGAUCUUAUUAUCACUCAUGAUUUUUACGAUGCGAGCUGCCAGCAUUCUCCCGGGAGUGUGGAAACAAUUGCGGUUAUUCGCGACAGCAUUUUAAAUGGCUGAAGCU
Molecule: messenger RNA, 7679 nt
Organism: Lethenteron reissneri (Far Eastern brook lamprey)
Lineage: Eukaryota; Metazoa; Chordata; Hyperoartia; Petromyzontiformes; Petromyzontidae
Source: RefSeq, a predicted model, not a curated record